CCGGCGGGGCCGAGGCGGCGGCGGCGGCCAUGUUGGAUUUAAAGGGGCUGCGCCGCUGAGGGAGGAGGGCGGUGCCGGCUCCCGCCCUGCCCCACCUCCGUCGUACCGGGACUUCGACCGGAACAGUUCGACCGCGUCGCGGCGGCUCCCCCCGCCGCUACCGAGACCUCACACCGAGCAGCUGUGCUGCAGCCGUGCGUACCCCCUAGCCAGGCGGGUUUGCCCUCCAGAACUAGGGAAGGGAGAGCAGCGAGACGCUUUAGUGAAAAAGCGUGUGGUGGGAGAUGAGGCAAGAGAGACCUUGCGUGUCAACGUGGCUGGGGUCCCUCCUGGGACGCCCUGAGCCCUUCCCCGUGUUGGGGGACCCGUGGGGUGGGACAGGAGUCCCCACGAAGCAGGCAGGUGUCGGUAGUUGGGGAUGGCACGCUUCCAGAGGCUCACGAAACAUCACAGAGAGCGCCCCGAAGGUCGCGUGUUAUCGCGGAUGGGAUGGUUGCGGCAAGAAUCCGCUGGCCCCGUUGGAUGCUGCGAUGCUGUGGCGUUCGUCCUCUCUCUGCGUAAAGCAUCUAGAGAUCGAACAAACGCUUCCAGGCGGUGCCUGGCCCAGCUCUGCACUGCGCAGUGCUGACACAGGAGGAUUCCCAGGGAUCUUGUCCUGUCUCUGCCCGUUUCAGCGGGCACAGCGACAGCGAUCGCACGGCUGGUGGGUUCUCUGCAGCUCCACCUGCUUGGCUGUAGGGGCUGGGAUGGGGUUAGCGGUGGGGACGCAGGUGAGGGUGAUGCCAAGUGGGAUGUAAAACCUUUCGCCACAAGAGCGAGCGUAGGAUGGAGCAGAUCUAGCUGGGUGUAGGGCCGCCUGAGCGGGAGCCUGACGGUGGGGUAGAGCCCCUCGGGCAGCGUGUGGCGGCAGCUUGGGGGUUUGGCUCCGCUCCUCGGUGCUCCCAUCGGUCCCCAAGAAGGGAGCCCUGGGCUUGGCUUGUGCGGCGCUUUCUGCGCUCCCAGGAGAGCGUCCGACCGUCCUGUUUCUGGAGCCUGGCUGCAUCUCCUUCCCCUCCCCCUGCUGCAGUGUGGUUGGCUGCCGAGCGCCUGGUGCCUGCGCUUCUGCUAGAACCGGAGGGCAGCGCGGCUGACGCCGUGGGAGCCGUGCAUCACUGCGGCCUGCGCUUCUCCGUGGCACUGGGGCAUCCGGGAGUGCCAACGCUGGACAAGCCGCUGCAGGCAGCCAGGGCUGCACGAGCAGGACUAUGUCCACCAUGGUGUACCCAAGGGAGGAGAAACUGGACAAGCUGAGCCAAGAGGAGAUCAUUUCCAACACCAAGCUGGUGAUGCAAGGGCUGGAGGCACUCAAGAAUGAACACAACUCCAUCCUGCACAGCUUGCUGGAGACCAUCAAGUGCCUGAAGAAAGAUGAAGAAGCCAAUCUCGUGCAUGAGAAAUCCAACCUGCUCCGCAAGUCAGUGGAGAUGAUUGAACUGGGGCUCGGAGAAGCUCAGGUGAUGAUGGCACUGUCCAACCACCUGAAUGCUGUGGAGUCAGAGAAGCAGAAACUGCGUGCUCAGGUGCGGAGACUGUGCCAGGAGAACCAGUGGCUGCGCGACGAGCUUGCCAACACCCAGCAGAAGCUGCAGCGUAGUGAACAAACUGUGGCUCAGCUGGAGGAGGAGAAGAAACACCUUGAGUUCAUGAACCAGCUGAAGAAGUAUGAUGAGGAUGUCUCGCCUUCGGAGGAGAAGGAGGGCGACUCUGCUAAGGACUCUCUGGAUGAUCUGUUCCCGAACGAGGAGGAGGAGCAUGGUCCUGGAUUGCCCCACCAGCACAGCAGUGCAGUGGCAGCUGCCCAGCAGGGAGGCUAUGAGAUUCCUGCACGCUUGCGCACCCUCCACAACCUUGUCAUCCAGUACGCCUCACAGGGACGCUAUGAGGUGGCUGUGCCGCUCUGCAAGCAGGCGCUGGAGGACCUGGAGAAGACAUCAGGCCACGACCACCCUGAUGUGGCCACCAUGCUCAACAUCCUGGCGCUAGUGUACAGGGAUCAGAAUAAAUACAAAGAGGCAGCACACCUCUUGAAUGAUGCUCUCUCCAUUCGUGAGAAGACUCUGGGCAAAGACCACCCAGCGGUGGCAGCAACUUUGAACAAUCUGGCUGUUCUUUAUGGCAAGAGAGGGAAGUACAAAGAAGCAGAGCCACUGUGUAAGCGAGCCCUGGAGAUCCGUGAGAAGGUCCUAGGCAAAGACCAUCCUGAUGUGGCCAAGCAGCUGAACAAUCUAGCCCUGCUGUGCCAGAACCAGGGCAAGUAUGACGAGGUGGAGUACUAUUACUGCCGGGCCCUGGAGAUCUAUGAGAGCUGCCUGGGUCCUGAUGACCCCAAUGUGGCCAAGACCAAGAAUAACCUGGCCUCCUGUUACCUGAAGCAAGGCAAAUACAAAGAUGCAGAGGUCCUGUAUAAGGAGAUCCUUACCCGUGCUCACGUGAAGGAGUUUGGCUCCGUGGAUGAUGAACACAAGCCAAUCUGGAUGCAUGCAGAGGAGAGAGAGGAGAUGAGCAAGAGCAAGCACAGAGACAGUGCUCCCUACGCUGAGUACGGCGGCUGGUACAAGGCCUGUAAGGUUAGCAGCCCGACUGUGAACACCACCCUGAGGAACCUGGGUGCUCUGUACCGACGCCAGGGCAAGCUAGAGGCAGCUGAGACCUUGGAGGAGUGUGCAGUUCGCUCUCGGCGACAGGGCAUUGACCCGAUCAACCAGACGAAGGUGGUGGAGAUCCUGAAGGAGGGCGAUGGCACAGAGAGACGUCGGAGCCUGGGGGGCAGUGUCAAGUACGAGAAUGCCACAGACGGUAGCGAGGAAGUGAGUAUGGGCGUGGAAUGGAGCGGGGUAAGUACAAGACACCAUCAAGAAUGGCCUCAGCCGGCUGCCAGAGGGAAGGGGCAGCCUGGCUCAGGGCUGUCCCCGCGUGGCCUGUCGUGGCAUCCUUGUCUGCCUCCAUUCGUUCCCCGCACACUUCCUUACCCUCUUUCUUGGCAUGAGCCAGCCAGCCUGCGAAGGUGCGUGUCUGGGCCUGGUUUCUGGUGUACAGGCCAGAUAUCCCCAACUGAGGGCUCCUGCUUCCUUCCAGCGGACUGCCAGGCCCUGGCAAUGCACAGCAUGAGCUGGUCCUGGUCUGCCCUUAAUCUUAGCCUUGCAUCCUUAUUAACAUCUCUCCCUGCUGCUCCCCUCUUGAGGCCCUGGCUGAGAACAUCAGCCCCAUCUCAGGCCCGUGCAGCCUCUGUGAGCAACUUGGCUGUCUGUCCUGCACUGCGCCACUGGCGAUGCUGAGCCCGGGGAGGGUUGCGUGUGUGCGUGUCUGGUGUGUCUGUGACCGAGCGACUGCAGGGCGUGGGAAUAGUCUGCAGCCAGCAUCUUUGCUGUUCCCCUCUGCUGGCCUCGUGCCCUCCGUAGGCUCUGGCCAAGCAGAGGUGGUAAAAGGCAGGUCUUUGCGGGAUGCCGGGCCGGGCUGACCGGUGGUGGCAAAAGAGGCUGCUGUUAGCUGAGGCGCAGACAGGGCGACCUGAGCCUGUCUAGGCUUGCUCUGAGACUGAGGGACACUUUGGUCACUAGCGCCGAGUUUGGAGGAAGGUAGCGGUCCAGGUCUGGGAGAGGUGCCUUUUGUCUUCUGCAAGGAGGAGGAUGGAGAAGAGGCGGCAAGUGAGCAUGGUGCUGGUGGGUGCUUGGCUCGAGGGCUGCUAGAGCUGUUAACGCUUACCGUUCCUCCUGCAAACUCUAGUUCAGAGCGUAGCGUAGCUGGGUACCCAGGGGUUAUUGCGGCCUAGCACGGGUGACACACUGAGCACACGGAGUCCUUGCUCCCCCCUUACAUCUGCUGUCACUAACCCUUCCCCACUUGGCUCAGCUCUACCCCAACCCGCAUGAGCUCCCUCCCUUCCUUCUUCCUCUUCCCUGUUGCCAUGACAGCCCCUCAACACCCAAGCCUGAAGCCUGCUGGCUCUCUUGAUUGUGGAUUGUACCCAGGAGGUGGCUGGAGGGGACCUGGGGAGCUGAGCUUCGAGGGGACCCGGCAGCUCUGCCAGAUGCGGGGCUGUCCUCUGUCCCAGCUCUCAGCAUCGUGAGCAAAGAGGGUCCUAGCCCUGGCAAGGCACCGACCCUGGACCCUCACACUCCCUAGUUAGCAGAGGGGCUAGACAAGCACAGAGAGAGGGCUGCAGGUUUGGAUUAGGAUCACCUGGUCCCUGUCCUGGCUGGUGUCUCUCUGCAGUUCCUCCUGGCUGUGGUUGGUGUUGAGUGAUUGCUUUGCGCUGGUGAUGGUCUGGGAGACCUUCCCUGACAGUCUCUGAGCUGAUCAUCCCGAGGCAAGCAGGCAAUGCGACCCUCUCCCCCAGCCUGACCCAGCCAAGGGGGAUAGUCCCUGCUCAUAUGACCCUUCCCCAAGAGGCUUGGCAGGGCUUCCCUGAGCCCAGCCAGCUGUAGAUUGAGGGUUUGAGGGCUAGCCCAGCACCCUGGGGGGCACGGCUGCUGCCACCUGAUGCUCGGUGCCUUCUCCAGCCUGCUGCACCUAUCGCCAGCCUCCUCUCCCCAGCCAGCAGCCCUGUACUGGGCUGCAGCUCCCCCCAAAAGAAGGCUGAGGCAGCUCCCGCUGCUCCUGUCUGUCACGGCCAGUUGCUCCCUGUGCUGGUCUAGAGACUUUUGGACAUGCUGCCUCACGGCAGCCUCUGCUGCCAUCCCUUAGCUGUCAGCUGCUGCAGGCACAGGGCCAUGGGACACCCCAGGGUGCCAGCAGCCUCUGUGCUCUGCUGCCACGGGCAGCUCUGGAAGCACCCCAGGGCCCGGACCAGCUACUUGCUGCCCAGGUAAUUGGCCUGG
Molecule: messenger RNA, 4856 nt
Organism: Haliaeetus leucocephalus (bald eagle)
Lineage: Eukaryota; Metazoa; Chordata; Aves; Accipitriformes; Accipitridae
Gene: KLC4
Product: kinesin light chain 4
Exons: 14
Coding region: 1245-3314 (689 amino acids)
Biological process (GO): microtubule-based movement
Cellular component (GO): cytoplasm; kinesin complex; membrane-bounded organelle
Molecular function (GO): kinesin binding
Source: RefSeq, a predicted model, not a curated record